Messenger RNA from Oenanthe melanoleuca, 4976 nucleotides. RefSeq names its product vesicle amine transport 1 (gene VAT1). The record is from RefSeq and is a predicted model, not a curated record. Gene Ontology annotation, molecular function: zinc ion binding; oxidoreductase activity. Lineage: Eukaryota; Metazoa; Chordata; Aves; Passeriformes; Muscicapidae. The transcript is spliced from 6 exons. The coding region runs from base 88 to 1209 and encodes 373 amino acids.
CGGCCGCGCCCAGACUCCGCCGCCGCUCCCGCCGCCGCUCCCGCCGCCGCUCCGCAGCUCCCGCCGCUCCCUCCGCUCCGCAGCGCCAUGUCCGCCGAGCCGGCCCCGGCCCCCGCCGCCCCCGAGCCGCCCAAGGGCGGCGGGGCGCCGGCCGAGCACCGGGCGCUGGUGCUGACGGGCUUCGGCGGCUACGACAAGAUGAAGGUGCAGACGCGGCGCGGCGCGGAGCCGCGGCCCGGGGAGGUGUCGGUGAGCGUCCGCGCCUGCGGCCUCAAUUUCGCCGAGGUGAUGGCACGGCAGGGCCUGUACGACCGGCUGCCGCCGCCGCCCAUCUGCCCCGGCAUGGAGUGCGCCGGCACCAUCCGCGCCCUGGGCGACGGCGUCCGCGACCGGCAGGUUGGUGAUAAGGUAAUGAUCCUGGCUAGGUCAGGGCUCUGGCAAGAAGUCGUGAAUGUGCCGGCCAAUCGAACUUUCCCAAUGCCUGAGGGGAUGAGCUUCGAGGAAGCUGCUGCUCUUCUUGUUAACUACAUCACUGCCCACAUGGUUCUGUUUGACUUUGGAAACCUGAGACCCAACCAGAGUGUCCUCAUCCACAUGGCUGCAGGUGGUGUGGGAACUGCUGCCAUCCAGCUGUGCAAGACUGUAGAAAAUGUCACCAUUUUUGGCACAGCAUCUGCCUCCAAGCACGAUUUCCUCAGGGAGAGUGGAGUUACUCACCCCAUUGACUACAGAACCAUGGAUUAUGCAGAGGAGAUCCGGAAAAUCUCUCCCAAAGGUGUUGACAUUGUCCUGGACCCUCUGGGAGGAGCUGAUACACACAAAGCUUUUAACCUGUUGAAGCCGAUGGGCAAAAUCAUCAUUUAUGGUGCAGCAAACGUGGUCACUGGGAAGAAGAGGAGCCUCCUGGCUAUGGCUAAAACCUGGUGGCACCAGUUCCACAUCAGUGCCUUGCAGCUCCUAAGCAUGAACAAGGCUGUGUGUGGCUACCAUCUUGGCUAUAUGGAUGAAGAAGUUGAGCUUCUUGGAAAUGUUGUAGCCAAGCUGGCUAACCUGUACACUCAAGGCAAAAUCAAGCCCAAAAUUGACUCUGUAUGGCCCUUUGAUCAGGUGGGAGACGCUAUGAGGCAGAUGGAAGAAAAGAAGAAUGUUGGAAAAGUCAUCCUGGUUCCUGAAUUACCCAAGGAAGAAUCUAAAAAAGAAGAAAACUAAGGAGAAGAGAUGUAUGCAGAUUAUGAAUUCAUGAUUUAACUCCCUGAUCUCUUUGGGAACUGGAAAUGGACAGAUCAGUAUCUUCCAUCUUUCACCAGUACAAGAACAUCAUGGUUAUCAUUCAGAUGAGGUUUGCAUGCUCUUGUUGUGACUGACCCUGUGCCAGAUAUGCCUCCUGCUCUCUCUUUUGAAGCCUGUUUAUUUCAUACUGCUUUCUAACCACUUGUUUCUUCACUGAAUUUCCAGACUAAUCUUAUUUUUCUCUGGCAGUGAGGCUGAACCUUCCAAGCAGUUGGUGACUAACAACUGCACAGCCUGUCACUGUAAAGUCAUGGUGCAGUGUACUCUAACAGCUGCCAAGUAUCUCUGCAGAAACUAAGCCCUGCUGAUGCAUUUGCACUGUCAGCUUUGGGAAGCCUGUUCAGCAGAGGAUUGGCCAAAUGUAGGAUGUUUCCUCCACAGCCAAAAGAUAACCACAGCUGGCCUAGUUUAAUUUGAACAGGGAUUUCUUUUCUGCUCACAAUAACCCAGCUCUAUUCCCUCUGCUUUUUGUAGGCUACUAACACAGCCAGAUAGUAACAGCUCAUGUUGUUUUUGCCUUGACCAUCCUGGCAAUUUGGAGUCUAUGGCAUAUCAUACUUUAUUUGCAGUCACUUCUCUGUGCAGUCAGUAAAUACCCUGACAGAUUGAGCUGGGCUAUAUCUGACUACAGAAGAAAAGUUUGAUUUAGAUAACCUGAUCCCUGUCCAUUUUCUAUUUCCAAAUUGUUUAGAGAGGUCUGAGCAGUGUCUGAUUUUUAGAGACCAUAAGGACUCAACUGUGUCUCAAAUGACUGGAAAAAUUGAUGUUGGCUCUGUGCUUUAUUAUGCUCCAAGUUGGUAUUGUUAGGGCUUCACCCUUGUCUUUGUAUUGGACUUCAUUGAGAUGGAAACAAAAUAGUCCCCUGCUUCUUUGCUGAGCAGGGCUUGACUCUUCUUCCCUUCAAUCUGUGUCUUGGGGCUCCAGCACUGAGGGUUUAGGAGCUGCCUGGGUUGCUCCUCUCUCUACCAGAACUUCUACUUUUCUUUCCUUGUGUGCAUUUGGAAACAGCUGUUGGAGACCCAAGCUCAGCUCUGUGAGCACCUUGAGUCCUGGGUGAUGCUGUCCUUCCCACAUACCCUGUUUGCAGCUCUGGCAGCUCUGGUGCUGUCUGUGCUUACUUGUCAUGGAUUGUAGGUGUGGGGGCUUUUGGGCUUCAUUUUGGAUUUGAAAUGUAAACCCAAUGGCACCAAGAAGAGCUGCCCAUCAUGGAAGAAGUCCUGCUGCAGAAGUAAAACCUUGAGACUAGAAUUCUGCUUAACUAGCCCACAGGGAGGGCCCAGGGCCCAAGGAGGGCAGGUACCUGCAGGGCACAGGGCUGGGCAGGCAGCCCCACCAGCACCCAAGAGAGCCCACACCACACAGGGCUGGGGUUCCUCUCUGCCUUCUCUCUGCCUGCUCCUGGGACUCCUGUCUGUCAGUGCAGCUUGCUUGGGCUCAGAGUUCUUUAGAAAUAUACAGGCACAGCUUCCAGGGGCCUUGCCCUGGCUAAUUUCAAAUACUGCAACAACCCUGUUCUCUAGAACCUCAGAGUAGUGCUGGAGUCCUCUCACAGAUCCUUGUCAGUUCAUCUCUUGAACUUCAUAAACACAGGCUGAUGGAACUCUCAAGCACAACUUUUUACCUUUCUGAAUCCAAAAUCUUGCUGCUUCUUUCAACCUGCCCUGUCAUGCUACUUUAGAUUGGAUCCAACAGUGUCUAAUGCUGCUUUGCCAGAUGUGAAAACAGAAGGACUGUCUAAAUUGCUGACACAGAAAGUCUGCACCUGCUCCUGUGAGCAACUGGACUUCACCUUGAUGAAAGGCACACAGCCUGCACACUUCUGGCAGUGCAGGAUUGUAAAAGGGAAAGCUCUUAUGGUGUGUUUCAUAGUAACAUCCUCUCCCUGCUUUAUCCUGAGAUUUGUGCUCAGUGCCUUACGUGGAUGGCCUCGGGUCAGGCAGUGUGGCAGGGCUCUCCCAGACCCUCUGCCCUGCAGCCUCCUGUGUGCCAUGGGAAACAGCAUCUCAGUGCCUUCUGCUAUAUGACUAGCAAGUCACUGGGGCCUUUUCUCCAUUCUGGCCUUUCAAAGUAUUGCCAAAACCCUGUUUUGACUCUUAUUAGCUCUGUUUUGUGAAUGCUGGUGAUGUUGUUGGACUUUCUGUGAAUUAGCUGUUCUCUCCCCAGGUGUUCCAGCCUUUCUGGGGCUGCUGGUUCUGUACCCCCCAGUCCAUAAAACCUGUUGUAAAGCCCUUGUCUUUUCCAGGGCAGCUGUUUGGCUCCAGAGUGAGCCUUCAGUGAGACUUUAUCAGCUGCUCCUUGGCUCUUUGGAAACAAUCCUAUCUCCUGGCUCUCUUCGGGCUCACAUGUCUUCUACCUAGAAAUUCCUGAAGCCUUUAUCAAGGCAGGAAUGCCAAGCAGUUACUGCCUGUUCGAGUUCAGCACUGGCUAUUUUGUGUCUCUUGGUAGCAACAGUCUUUUCUACAGGAAGACCAAGAUUAAAUGUAACCUUGCAAUCCUCCACCUUCUCAAUGCUCUGGUCUAGGUGGGUAUGGUUGGUUGUGUUUUGGUUUUUUACUUUUCUUUUUUAUGGGCCAGUAAGUAUAGAACCUGUGUAAAACAACUUCAAGUGUCUUAAUCAAGUUAACCAGCCAGUUUGUAUACUAAGGACCAAAGCAAAAAAAACCAAAAUGAAACUCUAGGAUAAAAAUCAUCCCAUUCAAUGUUGCUUCUUUAGGGCAAAGUUGUGCUACUGAGGAACUGGGAGAUUCCUGUACUUAUCAUGUAUACCAUUCCAGAAGUGCAAUUUAAUGUUUAUUUUACUGAUUGUCUGACUCAAAGGUUGUGCCAUUCCAGAAGUGCAAUUUAAUGUUUAUUUUACUGAUUGUCUGACUCAAAGGUUGUGCCACGAGGAGUCCAAGUGGAAGUGUAAGGAGUUGAUGAGUGCAGGAGGCACCAGGGGGUGCCUGCUGCAGGGGCUCGGUGCCAGAGCCUCUCCUGUCAGUGCUGCACUGACCUCCCAGCCUGGUGCUGCUGCUCUUGGACAAAGUGCAACUCCUUUGCUAUCACCAGGCAGUGGUUGCAACAUUUUUGGUUCUCUUUGGUUCUCUGAAGCUCACUUGUGUUGCAAGGUGAUUGCAGGAAGGGAAGGGAGCAGAGGUGGCCUCUGCUUGCACAGAGGAGUGUGGCCCCUGCCAAGUGCUCUGGGAAGGAGUUCAGCUCUAUGUUUUGUUUCAGACACUUGCAUUAAACUAGAAUUGUUUAACCAGGGAGAAGUAAGAAGCUCUGUGUGUCAGGCUUCAGCUAGUGCAGGAUCCUGGCUGCUAUCAUAGGUGUUAAACCACUCUGGUUGCCUGAAGUCUCUGAUGUGCUGAGCCCUCGUGAUGGCAAAGUGUUAUUGGCAAGUAGUACAUGAGCAUGAUGUGAAAAGUGUUAGACUCUGAGUGAGCCUCUUACAGCAUAUGGUCUGGUCUGUACUGUCUGCAUUGUGUUGAUUUGCAGAUUUGUGAUAUGAGUGAUGCUCAUCCUACAGACACAUAGCAAAUCUUUUGAUUAAAAAAUAUAUUUCGCUUUGUAUGUGUAACCAAGUUGGACAGAAGACAACUGUGCCACUGCUGUUUACAUGACUACAAUGUGUACUGCUCCUCUGUCAAAUGUUACCAUAUGCCUUAUGUGUUUCAAAUGUUAAUUAAAAGCAUAACAAAACCUUC